AUGCGACCCACAAACACCAACAUGACGCUGACUGUUCAGUUCAGUUCCCCUUUUUUUAGCCUUCGGUUCGACAGCUUCCCAAAGCGGCUUUAUCCUGUUCUGUUUGAAAGGCCGAUCAUGGAGCGCGCCGCUUUACCACUCAGGAACAAAUCAGGAUCUCACAUACAGGCUCUGAAGUCUCUGCUGGUUUACCUCUGGGAUGUUUACUCCAAACCAUCUCCGUCAGGCAGAGAAAUCCUUUCUCUGCUCUCUAUCUGCUCCACCUUCGCCGUCUUCACCGGUGGUCUGCUGCACCACUGGCUGUCACAGACUCUAAAAUACGACCAUGUUGCUUCGGUCCAGACCACCUGCUUCUACAGCGUAACCAUGCUGAUGGUCUCCUUCCUGUUCCACCCCCUGCGCUGCGUUCUCACUAUGACCCUGCCCACUGUGUGCACCAAACAGGGACGCAAACUCCUCAUCUCGGCCUCCGUCAUGAUUCUGGUGCUGAAUGUCAUCCCUAACAUCACGGUCAACGUAGGAGCAGUGGCGCGGAUCCUGAAGUGCACGGCUGAGGGCUUCACCAGGACCCUGCUGAACUCGUCUGAACCCUUCAACGAAGCAAAGCGAGACCUGGUCGAGGAAGCCAUCAGAGUACGGAGGGAGGACUUGAGCGUCGUCACCAAUUUGAGGAAGUUGGACCAUUUCACACAUGUUGACGUGUCAGAAGUCAGAAGCAUGUUUUCUAAAGUGAUUGGUCAGAUAGAGGUCAACUUUUCACACGCGAAGAACCUGCUGAGAGAAUACAAGCUGCUGUCAAACCGGAUCCUGGCAGCUGUUUUUGUUGCAUUACUGAUUAUUGAAUCUGCACGAUAUUUAAAAUCCUACCUGACCUCUGUUAAGUUUGAUAACCGCUUCAUCUCCGCGUCUUCUGAGGGGGAUGAACAGCGGCCUAAAGAUAAAAUCAGGGUUGCAGUUUGCAAAAUAACGAGUCAGGAGUGUACCUCUUCCUUCAUAUCUCUGGUCAUUGUGACGUUAUACUUCAUUGCAAUAACUUUAAUUGUAGUUUUAGAUUAUGUUGUGUAUCACAUAGUCCAGAUGAUCAUGCCCUGGGUCUUGGAUUUCCCACCAACAACUGCUGCUAUAACUGUCAGUUAUAAGGUUAACUGGUUUCCUCCUGCCUUCUGCAUUAUCCCUCAGUCAUGUGUCACACAGGAGCUGAUAAACUUCCACAAGGACUACAAGUGGACCUUCAACCCCGAACCAUCUCUCUGUGACGUGACAACGUCGGCUCCGAAGCUGGGCAUCGCUCUCCUGCUGGGAUGUCUGUGGCUCCUGAGCUACUUCAUGGCGUUUCUCGAAGUUUACGCCAGGCGGCUUCGCAGGAAAAUCUGCGCGUCGUUUUUUAGAGAGCAGGAAGAAAGAAGGAGAGCGUAUUUGACAAAGAAAUUGGAGGAAAAACAGAAGACGAGGAAGGAAAGGACAGCUAAAGCUAUUCAUGUUUGAAUUUAUUUUUAGAAGGUUUUGUAACAUGGAGGAAAGUAACAUUAUUUAACCCCAAAUACAAAUUAAUAAAAAAAAUAUACAAACUAGCGUCUGCUUGGAACAAUACAUCAAACAAGAAACAAUUUAAAUAUUUCAACAUAACUCUUAAUAGCUUCUCAAAAUUUACCACAAAAUUUCGAUUUUAAUGACCACUGUGGGUUAAAAAUCAUUUUGUUUCUUUAUAACAAGCAUCUGUAGUUAAUCAGUCAUUCAUUCAUUUAUGAAAAUCAGUUUCAAACAAACAUUUAAGUAGGAAGGUAAAUAUUCAGUCAAAAACUGUUGAUUUUAUACAUCCAAUGUUGAGCUGCUUCAUGAUCACUUGACUUAAAUAUUUAGCUCUAAAAUAAAUAUUUAGUUUGUAAACUAAAUCAGAUUAUUUGUUCACCCUCCAGAUGUACAAUUCUUGGAAAAACAUUGAUGGUAAGAGGCAACUUAAUAUUUACCAUGUCCAGUAGUGAAACUUCAACUCCUGUUUACAAGUUUUGGUUUUUAAGCUCAGGGUUUUUGGUGAAGAAAUGUCCUCCUUUAGCCAUAUUUCUAAAAUGCAAUGAAGUAUUUCAUGUGUUUUAAUUAAAGCAAACCUAAAUAUAAAAAACUCCAACUUUUACUUUGAAUUGCAUCUUGCCUGACAGCAAAAAAAAAAAGAACUGUUGUAGCUAAAGAAGCUGAUGUUGUGCUUCUUUUUAUAAAAAUUUUUUUAUUUAAAUGUCAUAUUGGAGUAUAA
Poeciliopsis prolifica (blackstripe livebearer) is the source of this 2248-nucleotide messenger RNA. It is a transcript of the gene ocstamp, whose product is annotated as osteoclast stimulatory transmembrane protein. NCBI's taxonomy places the organism in Eukaryota, Metazoa, Chordata, Actinopteri, Cyprinodontiformes, Poeciliidae. The record is from RefSeq and is a predicted model, not a curated record. Gene Ontology annotation, cellular component: membrane.